This is a messenger RNA of Macrobrachium nipponense, 1199 nucleotides long. RefSeq names its product trypsin-1-like. The coding region runs from base 65 to 907 and encodes 280 amino acids. Gene Ontology annotation, biological process: proteolysis. NCBI's taxonomy places the organism in Eukaryota, Metazoa, Arthropoda, Malacostraca, Decapoda, Palaemonidae. Gene Ontology annotation, molecular function: serine-type endopeptidase activity. The record is from RefSeq and is a predicted model, not a curated record. The transcript is spliced from 7 exons.
UCUGUGUCAGAGGAAAUGUUAUCUGUUUUUCUCACAGAAAAUGGACAGAUGAGGUCCGGUAACUAUGCAAGUCCAAUCAUCACAAGGCAGCUGGGAGGUGAAGAUGCUCUGGUACAAGUUAUCUGUUAUUUUUGGGCUGUAUGCCUCUUUGCAAGCAGGCCUCCCAUCACAGCACCCUUCUUCUCCAUCUUACGAUUUCACCCAGAUAAUUGGCGGAAAUGAAACUUAUAAAGGGCAGUUUCCCUAUCAGGUCAGCUUUCAGGAAGGAUUAUUAGGGGUUUUCGUUCACUUCUGUGGUGGAGUUAUCAUCUCUCCCAACUUUAUCGUAACAGCAGCCCACUGCGUCCUUGGAGCCGACUAUACAUCGCCACAAGGUCUCAGGGUAGUUGCAGGUGAAUAUGACCUGAAUCACGCUGAUGGUGAUGAACAAAAAGCUGACAUCAACUUCAUCAUCCAACAUCCAUUCUUCGAUGAAAUCACUCUGGAGAACGACAUUGCCUUGUUGAGACUUGAAACACCUUUAGUUUUCAACGAAUAUGUUGCGCCACUUGAACUUCCAGAGCAGGGACAGAACUUCACCUCAGAAAUGUGUGUAGUAACAGGCUGGGGCUCAACUCGUGAAGGAGGUGGGGUGUCACACAUUAUGAGGUACACUGAAAUCCCAGUCAUCAGCGACCAACAUUGUCGGGAUUUUUACAUCUUGGACGAAAUCUUUGAUUCAAUGGUCUGUGCUGGAUUUGAUGAAGGACACAAAGGAUCAUGUAAAGGAGACUCAGGAGGUCCCUUAGCUUGUGGAUCUUAUUUGACUGGCCUGGUCUCUUGGGCCUACGGAUGUGCAAGGCCAAAUCUGCCCAGUGUCUUCACCGAGGUCCCUCAUUUCGUGGACUGGAUCAGGUCUCACCUCUGAGACUAUCUCUUAAGACAUAUUUUCAGGACAUCUCAUGGCCUUUAUAUUCAAUAAAAAAAAUUUUCAAAAUAAUAAAAAAAAAAAAAAUUUCCAAAACAUCCUCCAAAUAUUAUUGUAUAAGACAUUCUUUAAGGGCUUAGAUUCCAAAAAGUUAUGCCGCUUAUUUUUUGGGGAUUGUGUACAUGUAACCAGAAAUGAAAUACAGGUAUGCACAACUUUUACGAUGUUCUGUGAAUUGAAUUCUCCAACUUUGCUUUCAUUAAAAAGCAAUAAAAAAAAUCCUCAAGCACUA